This is a messenger RNA of Cyprinus carpio (common carp), 2660 nucleotides long. Its product is annotated as butyrophilin subfamily 3 member A3-like. Bases 184 to 1422 code for a protein of 412 amino acids. The transcript has 10 exons. NCBI's taxonomy places the organism in Eukaryota, Metazoa, Chordata, Actinopteri, Cypriniformes, Cyprinidae. Gene Ontology annotation, molecular function: protein binding. The record is from RefSeq and is a predicted model, not a curated record.
CGGCUCGUGUUCGGCUCUGCGAAGUCAUUGUAUGUAAACAAGGUCAAGUAUUCGCUGCAGCAUUCAUUCUCCACUGAUUCGCUUGACGACUUUCUCUCGAGAGGGACCCAACCUGCGGCACAGCACACACCCCUUACAGUUAUUUCCUCUGGUAAAGGAUUUCUGUGAGCAGCAGCUACCACGAUGCAGUGUCUUCAGUUUCUGGUGGAACCAACCAGGAACGCUACGGAGAAGUUUAAGGAGAUUCGCAAGAAGGUGAAAAAUGAGAAGCGAGAACCACUGGAUGUGAGCCAGCAGUUCAUUGUCAACCUGGCCAAGGAUCUGGGACGCGUCUGUCUGAGGUCAGAGGUGUUGGAGCACAUCUCAGAGAAUGAGGAUGUGUGGCCCACUCUCACCUGCAGGGCCUUCAUUCUGGAGUGGGCAUCGCUGUUAGAGAGCAAGAAAAGACCAAUGCAGACUGAUGGAUGGCCAGAGAGAAGUGACUGGAAGGAUUGGGCUCUGAGCAGUGAGCAGGAUAUGGAGAGCGCCAAGAGAGUUAUUCUCACCUGGACCAAAGACCUGAGGGCCCAACCUGAGCAAAGUGUCUGGCCUGGGGAGCAGGUGGUGGUGGUUUUGGAUGACUUUGAGAAUCACUGGAAAAGAGGUCGGAUGGCCACCCUGCUGUCAGCCAUGGAGCUGGUGUUCUGGACGCUUAUCAACAAAGAACUAGACAAGGAGAACAUUCCCCAAAAGUGGCUUAUGUGGAAACAGAGGAGCCAAAAAAUAGGUGCCACCCCAUAUAUUCCUCACAUAGUGUGGGACUGGAUCUGUGAUGCAGGAGUGGAGGUGACCCUUGACCUGGAUACGGCCAAUCCUGACCUGCUGAUCUCCGAGGAUGAGAAGCGCAUGCGCUGUGGUUUCAAGCGCAAAGACGUGCCCAACUAUCACCAGCGAUUCGAUGGUUGGUGGUGUGCGGUGGGAACCGAAGGAUUCGUCUCUGGCCGCCAGUACUGGGAGGUGGAUGUGGGAAAAAUGGACUGGCGCAUCGGUGUGGCCAAAGAGUCUGCCUUGCGUAAGGGCUUCAAGUCCCUGAACACCAACACUGGCUACCUGAGCCUGCGGCUGGAGCGCAGCAUGGAGCUGAAGGCCCUCACCGUGCCGUUCACCGCCCUGCCUGCCACCUUGAUCCCUCGAAAGGUCGGCGUCUACCUCGACUACGACCAGGGCCAGCUGUCCUUCUACGAUGUGGAGAACCGCUCCCACAUCUACACCUACAACGAGACAUUUGGUGAAAAGCUCUUCCCGCUCUUUGGGACGGUGGAGACUGUGAAAGACCUGGUGAUCAGAUCCCCCAGGAACAGGAGCCACUGCCUGUGUCCCAGCUUGUGCCUGUGGGGUCGAGACCCAGCCGAAUCAAACCAGAGCCCAGUGCUUAAUCUCUAGACUAGUGGUUCUCAACUGGGCGCAACCUUGUCAUUUGAAGUGCUUUGCAGUUAUGGGAGUGGGUGGGCGCUUAAGAGUUAUUUCGACACAGUUUGCUUGUUUCAUUUCCUUGAUUUCUCUGAAGAAUUAUGGGUAAUGUUGUUUUUCAUUGGGUGAGAAACAAUCAAAAUUCAAAAAACAAUUAGAAACCACUCAAACUUUGUACUUCAGCCAAUCACUGUUGAAAAAAACAGCAUAUGCUGGUUUAUGCUGGUCCUUUGCUAGUUUAUGCUGGUCAUGUGCUGGCAAAGGACCAGCAUAAACCAGCAAAAGGACCAGCUUAAACCACCAAAGGACAAUCUCAAACCAUCAAAGGACCAGCAUAAACCAGCAAAAGGACCAGCAUAAACCAGCAAAGGACCAUCUUAAACCAGCAAAGGACCAGCAUAAACCAGCAUCCCAGCCUCAAAACAUACCUAAUUAGCAUAUGCUGUUUUUUCAGCAGGGAUACCAUCCCAUCUAACAAAAAUAUGUUCUGAGAAUGUUUUGCUAUCGUUCCCAUUUAGCAUUUUGCAAGCAAUUAUGGGAAUGUAACUUUUAAAUGUUCUUUAAACCAUCUGAAACCUUUAAGUAGUAACCGUUUUAAAAAUUUACACAAACAUUCCAACUAAAACGUUUCAGAAAAACGUUCCAUGAAUAAUCUAUAAACAAUGGUUCUGUGCUAACGUUUGGAGAGCGCUGUUAAAGUCCAGAUUACGUUCAACAAACGUUCUAUUGAUGUCACAUGUUCAUAACUGUGAGAGAACUUUGCCAGAACCUUCUUCAGAGGUCUGAGAACAUUCCCUGUUAGCUGCUAUGUUAAUCAUUUUGAGUAAUGUAAAGAUUAAGGCAUUUGUGUAUUUGAUGCUAAGGACUAUUUCUUUGGCAACACUGUGUUGGUUCACGAUGUAAAAUUUGGGUCCGGAAGCAAAACCAGUUGAGAACCAGUGUUCUAGACCUCAUUAGUAUUAGAUAAACCACUGGGCCAUAUUAGUUGGUCAGACAGUGAUCCAUAGCUCUCAAGAGCAGUAAUUCCAUCAAGCUGGUGUAGGAUCUCUUUCAGCUGCUGCUUCUGUGGUCCUGAACCUGCUGCUGUCUGCACCUUAUUAUAAUACUGUGUUCGCUUCUCUGUCUGCACUUUCAUUUUCAUUUGACAAACUCAAAUCAUGCCAUGAAAACACACUUUAUGUGAAUAAUAAAUCCAAGUAAGUUCAACCCUG